Messenger RNA from Cydia strobilella, 1931 nucleotides. RefSeq names its product E3 SUMO-protein ligase NSE2-like. Gene Ontology annotation, biological process: protein sumoylation; double-strand break repair via homologous recombination. Gene Ontology annotation, molecular function: zinc ion binding; SUMO ligase activity. Bases 119 to 769 code for a protein of 216 amino acids. Gene Ontology annotation, cellular component: Smc5-Smc6 complex; nucleus. The transcript has 5 exons. The record is from RefSeq and is a predicted model, not a curated record. Lineage: Eukaryota; Metazoa; Arthropoda; Insecta; Lepidoptera; Tortricidae.
UCCCUCUGUUGUUAUUUGUUUAAAGUAGUCCGGUAUUUAUCAUUUAUAAUAUAUAGGAAUUGUUCUCUUUUCCCAUACACUUCGUAUGUACAUUUUGAACAGCCUAUCCCGGUAAACAAUGGACACAAAUCUCGCGGAACUCCGUAAACAAUGCAUGACGAGUCUCUAUCUCUGCUCUGACAACAUCACUAAAUAUUUAGACGAGGAGAAAGAAGAGGAAUUCGCGAAGCUAACGUCUUAUGUGGAGGACUAUUGCAUGCUGGAAGCUCAGGAAGAUGUAGCUAAACAGGCGUUGGCUAAGGCAGAAGAAGAAACGGAUGCAUCAAAUGUGGACUCCCUCCAAGACAAGUUUGGCCAGUACCUCAUAAGUUUGGCGAACAAGAGACUCCACGUAUCCAAGCACCUGUAUAUGGUGGAAAUGAACAAGAGGAUGCAGCGGGGCAUGAAAGAUACCAGGAAUAACUUAGAGGAAUCUGACUUAGCUAUUACUGAAUCUGACAAUAGAAUGAUUGAUCCAAUAACCAAAAAGCCGAUAGAGGAUCCAGUUAGGAACAGUAUGUGCAACCACGUGUAUGAACGGGCCUCGAUCAUGCAGCUGCUAAGUGUGAAUAGAAGAACCAAGUGCCCAGUGGUUGGGUGCGGCAACAAGCAGCCCGUGGAGCCGCACCACCUGGUCUCCGACGAGGAACUGAAGUUCCGCCUCACCUUGAACGCUCACUCCACCAUGAUACAGGGCGGUGACCCUCUCGCCUUAGACGACACCUUGUAGAACAUACCAUAGACCAUAGACCGCGAGCCAGGCGCAAAUUUCGUCAAUCAUCGCCUCCCGGGCGAAAACUCGUAUAGCGGUUAACGGCUAUGUAUGAUGAACCCUCGUAAACGUCAGCUGCAGCUCCGUUGGUGGGUUGAGGAAUGGCAGCCGCCGAAACGCGUAACACGGUCUUUCCACCGCGAUACAACCGGCUGACGAUUUGUUUUAUUACUAAUAGCAUCUAAACUAUCAUCUGACAAAGUAUAAAACAGGAGGCGAUGACGCUGAUGACUAAUUUUCUUUUUUACAUGUUCAUGUGACCAGCUGACGGUCUUUCCACAGCGAUACAAUCGGCUGACGAUUUUGUUUAUUCACAAUAGACAUCAUCAACUAUCAUCUGACAAAGUAUCAAGCGGGAGGCGAUAACAAAAAAAAUAUAUAGACUAUUUGCUGCAAAUCCUCAACCCACCAACGGAGCGGCAGCUGACGUUCACGAGGGUUCAUCAUACAUAGCCGUUAACCACUAUACGAGUUUCCGCCCGGGAGGCGAUUGGUCAUGGAAAUCUGUUCCUGGCCCGCGGUCUAUUAGGUAUACGGUACCAAUACCAAGUAGUAACACCAUCGCCAAGGGCCUGACACUCUUUCAUAGAGAAAGAUAGUCUUAUUGCGAUUCCUAUAAGAGGAAAGAGAAAAUAGUGCCAUGCUUUGUCUUUAUCACCGACGGGGCAUUUUUUCAUGGUCGUAGUAAUAGCAAGGAGGCGAUGGCGAAAUACCGAAAUUUAUAAGUGAAAGAGAAAAAGGAUUAUGCUGCCAUACAUGAAACUGUCAAUACAUGAAUAUGUCUUUCUCUUACACCUGGUCGCUCGGUUUCAUGUCUAUAACUACUUGUAUAUACUAUGUCUAUGAUAUGGAGUGACUGGAGUGAGCUCUCUAUGCUUACUUAUUUCACUAUGGCGAGAGGAACAUGGAGAAAUUGGAGAAUACGUUUGUAUGGCAAGGCGGUAGUCCACUUUCGAAUAGUAUUUUUCAAAUUCGAUGGGUAGGAUAGGAUGACAGGUGUCAUUUCAAUACAAUUUUGCGGGAUUUGACGUUUUUAGGUUAUAUAUUAUAUGGAGAUGGCACCUGCCAUCCUACCCAUCGAGUGAAUAAUUGAUAUUUUUAGCUAUAAUUAGUAUAACUU